AGUCACCUCCACAUUAUAAAAGCCAGAUCCGGCAGCCAGGCCCGAAGGCUCUCUAUAAUCGGAGAGGGGUGUGUAAAAGAGGGGGGAAGCACAGAGAGAGGAGUGGGACGUAGAUGAGCCUAAGCUGCUGGAGGUCCGGGAGAGAAAAGAAAGGAAAGAACAGGACAGAGAAGAGAAAGGAAAGAACAGACAGGGAGGAGAAGAGAAGAGAAACUCAGACACAAAGAACGAAGCACAGAGGACUCUGAGGACUGUGUGGAUAUUUUCCUGUGUCUGAGCGGUGUAGUCUGGGACACGCUGGUCCUCCACACAGACAGUGUCUGAAGGGAUCCUCUUCCUGUGCUGUCCCUCUGCCUCUGGGCCCCCCUCACCCCCUGAUCUCGCCUCUGUAACACCUGGACAUCAAUGAGUCUGAACAACUCCUCCGGCUAUCGAUCGGAGCGUAGCUUCCAGCAGACCUCUUCCUCAUCCUCCUCCUCCUCUACCACCACCGGCCCUAGCAUGGAGAAGAGUCGAGGGCUGUUUGCGGAGGAUUUCGGAUCUUUCAUGCGCCCAGCCCGUGACAACGCGAUUGGAUUCUCAGGUCUGCCAGGGCCCGCGGGGGGCAUCCGGUCUCAGGGGGACACGUACCAGUUCACAGUGGACGUCAGAGACUUCUCCCCCGAGGACGUCAUCGUCACCACCUCAAACAACCAGAUCGAGGUUCGCGCAGAGAAGUUGGCGGCUGAUGGCACAGUGAUGAACACUUUUGCCCACAAGUGCCAGCUACCAGAGGACGUUGAUCCUACGUCUGUGACAUCAUCACUGGGGGAUGGCGGUACCCUGACCGUGAAGGCCCGUAGACACCCGGCAAAGCACGAGAACGCUCAAACUUUCCGCUCCGAGAUCAAGAUCUGAGAUAAACAAGGCUGGCCUACACCCCGUCCCGUGUCGCCUGACAUUCCCAAUUCUACCUGCUGUUUUUUAUCCUCUCCUCUCCUCUCCUCUCAUCCACUGCACACCUGUCUUGUUCAGUUGUUUUCUGUUGUUGAUUCUCCCUCUCUCCCCUUUUACACAACGUUGCAUCAUAUGGCUUUCAUAUCUUGGAUUACUUGUUUCAAACUUCUUUUGAACUGAGCUACAAUUCUGAUGUCAGCUAACUGUUGAUUCCCACAUCAGUGCAAACACAUUUGCAAUAUAUCUCACACACAAACACAGCCACACACUCAAACACACACUAAUUCCCAAAUACACCCCCCCCCCCCCCACACACACACACACAAACACAUAAUUUCCUCUCUGGGCAAGCACCUCUUUGCUUUUGUAAAUAUUCUUCCUGCCUCAGAUGGCAACCAGCUCUAACUACAGAUACUAUGACUUUUAAUGGCAUAGUGUAUGUGUGCACACACAGCACAAACACAUACACACACACACAGCACCUUGUUGAUACUUUAACUUUAAUUUAAUUUUUAAGAUGUUGUGAUGUGGAAAAAAAUUAAAUAUAUUUCUCAUGUUUUACAAAUGAAAAUGAGCUUUGAUUGUGAGUGAUAUUAUCUGUGACUUGGCGUGUGGUUUGUAUAUUGCAGCAUACCGUAUGUGUGCUGUGUGGCAGUGGAUGUGCAUGUGUGUGCUUGUAUUCAGUUUGUAUUGUAUUUCUCAAGUGCUCUGUUCUUUGUCAGUUGUCAGACUGUCAGCAGAUCAAGGACACAGUAAAGUGGCCUAAAUCCUCACUCCUCUUUACCAUGGAGUCAUUCUGGUAGUUUCCAUUUCCAUUUAAACCGCUUCCUCUCUCCUGCAGAUGAUUCUGUCAUGGUAGAGAUGGAACACAUGUAUGUGUGUGUGCUGUGUGUAAGGUUCUUCUUGCCUGUCCCUUUCUCUUACUCUGUGUGUGUGUGUGUGUGUGUGUAAAUAUCAAAGCUAUCUUUUCCAAAUAACAAUCAGAUGUUCUUUAGAAACUUGUGAGGAACAUAAAAAAUGUAUUUCAUUAAUAAAUAAAUCCAGUGCAAAACA
Molecule: messenger RNA, 1989 nt
Organism: Conger conger (European conger)
Lineage: Eukaryota; Metazoa; Chordata; Actinopteri; Anguilliformes; Congridae
Product: heat shock protein beta-7-like
Exons: 3
Coding region: 406-897 (163 amino acids)
Biological process (GO): heart development
Cellular component (GO): nucleus; cytoplasm
Source: RefSeq, a predicted model, not a curated record